This is a messenger RNA of Polyodon spathula (Mississippi paddlefish), 2234 nucleotides long. RefSeq names its product aurora kinase C-like. The record is from RefSeq and is a predicted model, not a curated record. Gene Ontology annotation, cellular component: chromosome passenger complex; spindle midzone; spindle pole centrosome. The transcript is spliced from 9 exons. Gene Ontology annotation, molecular function: protein kinase activity; ATP binding. Bases 484 to 1710 code for a protein of 408 amino acids. NCBI's taxonomy places the organism in Eukaryota, Metazoa, Chordata, Actinopteri, Acipenseriformes, Polyodontidae. Gene Ontology annotation, biological process: regulation of cytokinesis; protein phosphorylation; mitotic spindle organization.
GUGGAGUAACGGGUAUUUAAACUGAUGACCCUGUCCUGUGCACGUUUUUACAGCGGAUCUUCAGCGUGUAUUUCAGUAACAAAAGAACCCACCCAAGAACAAGUUUACCAGUUGGGGGCGCUGUCUGAAAAUAUCUCUACUGACUCCCCCCUCUGCGUGCGUCCGUUAACCAACCCCUGGCCAAUGGUAAACGGAGUCAAAGCUCGGCUGCAGCCAAUCACAGCGAGGAGCGGUUUAAAGGUAUUUAAAAGCGGAGAUUUGAAUUUAAACAGACAGUGAAGCGAGUAAAACAAGACGGCAGUAUUGCGUGGCAGCAACAGAAAACUUUGAAAAAAUAAUUCUUCUUAUUCUUCGACCCAUGUACCGGAUCUCCUGUUAGAAGUUUGAUGCAGCGACGAUCACACACAAGGACAGCGAGCCGUGGAAGCAGCGCGGCGGGAUUAUAAUAGAGCAGUUUGGCAUAAAGAAGCGGCGAGAGCAACUAUGAAUUCAGCUAAGAGUUUGAAGACGACCCCCCUCGCUGGAUAUGGAAAGCCAACAGGGGAUGGACCCAAACGUGUGCCCGUGUCUCAGAAACAGGUGCCUGGCAGCGCGACUGCGACCCAGCGGGUUCUCAACACUGCAAACGGGCCUCAGCGUAUACUGAGGCCAACCACCCAGCAGAAACCAGGCCCCCAAAAGCAGCCACUAUUCCAGACUCCAUCAAACAAGAACACAGCAUCAAACCAGAAUGUACCACCAAAACCAGUGAGCCAAGCACAGCCCCAAGUUCAGGAACCCAGCAAAGCAGCAGAGCUGCCAAACCAGGGACAGGCUGCUGAUAAACCUCCAGCAAAGGAAUCUACAUCUCUGGACAAGAAACGGUGGAGCCUGGAAAACUUUGACAUUGGUCGUCCUUUAGGAAAAGGAAAGUUUGGGAACGUUUACCUGGCCCGAGAGCGACAAUCCAAGUUUAUCCUGGCUCUGAAAGUGCUGUUUAAAACCCAGCUGGAGAAGGCAGGUGUGGAGCACCAACUGAGACGAGAGGUGGAAAUCCAGUCCCAUCUCAGGCAUCCGAAUAUCCUGAGGCUAUAUGGCUAUUUCCAUGACUCCUCCAGAGUUUACCUGAUUUUGGAAUAUGCUCCCAAGGGCGAACUGUACAGUGAACUGCAGCGAUGUGGCAAAUUCAGCGAACAAAGAAGCGCUACUUAUAUUACUGAGCUGUCGGAUGCUCUUCUGUACUGUCAUUCUAAGAAGGUGAUCCACAGGGACAUCAAGCCAGAGAAUCUUUUGCUAGGGGCCAGUGGGGAGCUAAAAAUCGCAGAUUUUGGCUGGUCUGUGCAUGCACCCUCUUCAAGGAGGGCAACUCUGUGCGGGACUCUGGACUACCUGCCUCCUGAGAUGAUUGAAGGCAGGAUGCAUGAUGAGAAGGUGGACCUGUGGAGCCUUGGAGUCCUCUGCUAUGAGUUUCUGGUGGGGACCCCUCCCUUUGAAACCAAGAGCCAUGAGGAAACUUACAGAAAGAUUUCUAAAGUUGAUUUCAGUUACCCCCAGUUUGUUAGCGAGGGUUGCCAAGAUUUGAUCUCCAAGCUGUUGAAACACAACCCCAAUCAGAGGCUGCCCCUGCCAGGCGUGCUCACCCACCCCUGGGUCGUAGCAAACUCCACGAAACAGCCGACUGCCCUGUCGAAGAUCACACCUCCCACCCCACAGCCCAGCUCCAGCAAGUGAGGCAACAGAGUGAAGACGAGGGCCUUCUCCUUAAGAUGCUGCUGACUCGAGACAGAGUGAACCACUGUGUCCAUUCCAGGCACAUGACCUAGUAUUCAAAUUGAUUCAAUGUGCAUGGCAAGCAAAGCAGACUCCUUCAGCACAUGCAAAACUGAGGGGCAAGAAUAAACGGGAAAUGACGUAGUCUUUUGAAAGACUGGUCAAAGGAGUUUCCUGUAUCUGAAUUUCAUGUUGGGUUGAGCUGCUCUUUCCCUGAAUCUUUAUUCCUCCAUUUUUAUAUGUAUGUCUGUCAAUCCUGGUCUUCAAGGCCUUUUGAGCAGUGCAAUAGCCAGUUUCUGAGUGCCUGUGACUUAUUUAUGGAGCCCUAGUUGUGAGGAUUUGUGAUUGUGCUUUGCAGAGUGGAUGUGGCUAUACUACCAGGAUCUUAUGUAAAUAUUUAGUUUUUAAAAUGAUUAUGAACCUUUAUGUUGGUGUUGUAUUACUGUUUCAAUGCAUUUAGGAGCCAUUUCUUUCAGAAGUAAAUA